Rotaria sp. Silwood2 is the source of this 546-nucleotide messenger RNA. NCBI's taxonomy places the organism in Eukaryota, Metazoa, Rotifera, Eurotatoria, Philodinida, Philodinidae. The record is from the annotation of a GenBank genome assembly.
AUGAAUAAAGAUGCAAAACGUCUUCUAGACGAUAUAAAAUUCAAUCCAUCAUCAAUGAAACAUGUUUGUCGUAGUAUAACUUGUUUACUUGAUUUACCCGAUGAAAUUUUACUUCUCGUUUAUCGUUAUUUGUCUCUCUAUCAUGUUCUUUAUUCGUUUUAUACACCUUCGAAACCUAAACAACGUCUUCAUCGUAUGAUAUAUGAUUAUUAUACAAAAAUAAAACUUGAUGGAAUAAAAACUAAUGAAUACAAUUAUUUAUCAAAAUUAUUUUCUGAUUCUGAAACUCCUAUACGACCGAAAUCACUAAUAUUGUGUAAUGAAAAUAUUACCUGUUUAACAUACCAUUAUUUUACUUCUAUAUCUGAUGAUCUAAUUCGCUCGAUGUUUGGCAAUUUAAAACAUCUUACAUUAAAGGAUUGUUCAGAAAGUGAUCUUCAAUAUCUGAAUAAAUAUAUUAGAAGUCUAAAACAACUUCAAUAUAUUCAUAUAACUAUACAGAAACCUGAUAUCAAUCAAGACAUGUUUAUUAAAGAGAUUCUAUAA